Messenger RNA from Archocentrus centrarchus (flier cichlid), 1023 nucleotides. RefSeq names its product polyglutamine binding protein 1 (gene pqbp1). The coding region runs from base 84 to 791 and encodes 235 amino acids. Gene Ontology annotation, molecular function: protein binding; ribonucleoprotein complex binding. Gene Ontology annotation, biological process: alternative mRNA splicing, via spliceosome. The transcript has 7 exons. The record is from RefSeq and is a predicted model, not a curated record. Gene Ontology annotation, cellular component: cytoplasm; nuclear body. Lineage: Eukaryota; Metazoa; Chordata; Actinopteri; Cichliformes; Cichlidae.
AGCGCCCCCCUUGUGUGCUGUUUUGGGAAGCGGUAUCGUUAGAGCUGCUCGACGAUCAAAAGGGUAAUUUUCUUAAAUACAGGAUGCCUUUACCUCCAGCACUGCUGGCCCGAUUGGCCAAGAGAGGAAUUGUUAAACCAACAGAACAAGAGGCAGAUGAGGAGAUUAUUGCUGAAGAUUACGAUGACAACAAUGUAGAUUAUGAAGCCACCAGACUUGAGAAUCUACCACCAAACUGGUAUAAAGUGUUUGACCCUGCUUGUGGUCUUCCUUAUUACUGGAAUGUCGAGACAGAAAUGGUUGCCUGGUUAUCCCCAAAUGACCCAUCUGCUGUGAUAACAAAACCUGCCAAGAAAAUAAGAGCAGAGGGAGGAGAUGAAAGAGGCGAGAGGCAGGUUGAGAAACCAGACAGAGAGAGAGAACGACACAGAGAUCGAGAUCGGGAAAGGGAUCGAGAUCGGGAAAGGGAAAGGGAAAGGGACAGGGACAGAGACAGAGACAGAGAGCGUGAUGACGGGAGGGACAGAGACAGAAGAAAGCAGAGGAGAGAAGAUGUGGCACCGUAUAGCCGAAGCAAAAAAGGUAGAAAAGAUGACGAGAUGGACCCGAUGGAUCCAAGUGCUUACUCUGAUGCCCCAAGGGGGUCGUGGUCGAGUGGGCUGCCCAAACGUAAUGAAGCAAAAACAGGUGCAGACACAACAGCAGCAGGGCCUCUCUUCCAGCAGCGCCCGUACCCAAGUCCAGGAGCUGUUCUUCGGGCUAAUGCAGCAAACCAACCACCCAAAGAGUAAAAACCCGACACUGUGAAGACAGCAACUCAAACACACACCUGUACAGUUGGUCUUCAUUAUGCUCGCAUGUUAAACAUCCCUGUAAGACACAGGCUUUUCUUUUCAUUGUAAAAUGUGUUCAUGUCAGAAAUGAAGGGCUGAGCUUUUUGGACAGCUAGUGCAUUCAUACUCCUGCCAUGUAGAGCAUUUGUAAAUAUGUUUUUAUAUGACUUAGAGAUUGACUUCGUGUUAC